Molecule: messenger RNA, 4256 nt
Organism: Salmo salar (Atlantic salmon)
Lineage: Eukaryota; Metazoa; Chordata; Actinopteri; Salmoniformes; Salmonidae
Source: RefSeq, a predicted model, not a curated record
UAUACAAUCCGAGGUCAAGUUGAUUUCCAUAUACAAACCUGUAGGCUACAAUGUUUUUUCUCUCUGCUGUUGAAUGAAUUGGAUAUAUUUCGGACUGUCUGCCUCGUUUUAAGGAAAGUAAAAAUGUUGUCCCAAAAAUCAUAUAUUUUCUGAAGUUGGAUAGAACUGUUUUGGGUUAACUCCAUUUAAAACUUUACACUUUAUUGUAAAAACGCCUCAAAAACGUGGUUGUCUCUUUAAUGUAUGAGAGAAUAAUGUAUAUUGUAACAUGUUAAUGUACCAUUCAUUCAAAUUAUAUCUCGAAACAAAGUCAACUUAAGCAGUCGUAGUACUUAUCAAGCAUAAUGUGCCAUUGCCAAGUUGAAGUUGCUGACACGUCUCAUGUCCAUUUUUUAUGGAGCAAUUACGUGCAUAUAUAGUAAGAUUAUUAAUUUGUUAAUGCUUUACAGGUGGAUAUGAGGGGUUACCUGAAAACAUCGGGGUGGGUAUUUAAACUCCAGGCUGAAACCACUACAGUAGGAACACAUAGGGAUUGCGAUUUAUGUUUACAGAAUGGGGGAGUUGAGGAGCAUCACGCCCUGAUCGAAUGGAGCAAAUCAGAGCGAUGUUUUGUGCUGAGUGACCUGAACUCUGCCCAUGGUACAUAUGUCAACGACUGUCGUAUCCACAAUGCAGCCGUGCGUCUAACCCCAGGCGAUGAACUGCACUUUGGCUAUGGAGGCUCCACCUACCAGCUAGCUGUGGAAAGCCCAUCUACGCUCCCCUGCCCUCCCAAGAGCAUCUGGACAGCCAGUCAGAACUCCCUGCAGCUGAUAGAGGAGCCCCCCCUUGCCCAGUCUCCCUCCUCCCCCUCCUCCCAGCUCCCUCUCCUACCUGGCAAUACUUCUGCCCCUGUUGCGUGGGUAUGGGGGCGAUCAUCUGUCACCCCUCAUCCCCCUAGCCGGGCUCGACCAGCCAGUGCUGGGACCAAACGGACUGGGCAGAGCAUCCCCUCCGAACAACAAGGGACAACCUCACACAGACCAGGAAGUUGGACUGGACACACAGGAAGCGGGCCCCCUCAGAGAACCGGAGAAAUGGCAUCUGAAAGUUCUCAGACCAUGCAGCACCUCUUACAGGAGAAGGUGGGCAUCUGUCUUGUUGGUGGUCUUGUUAGUAGUCUUGAGGAGAGGCUGCUGCGACUGGGAGACGAGAUCAGCAGGCUGGCUGUGUUUGAAAGUGAGUCCCAGAGGAAGGACAGGGUGAUUGCAGGGCUGAGGGACGAGGUGUCAGCUCUGAGACACCAGCUGACCCAGAGCCAGCAGACCGACCAGGAGAUCAAACACAGGCUGCGCAGUCUGGAGAGAGACAUCAAUGACAAGAGGGAGCAGAUCGAAAGGAUGAAGGAGCAGAUGGUAGAGCUGCAGAGGGGCUCCAGUGAGGUGUUUAGGAAUUCUGUCACCGAGCGAGACCUAAAGAUCUCCAACCUAAGAGGUCAGAUGGAGAGGCUGAAGAGGGAAAGCAGCACUGCCUCAGGUCUGGUAAGAAGCUUACAGAGAGACCUGAGUUCGAGGGAGAAGCAGGCUCUGAAACUGGCGUCUGAGGUGGACAGACUCCGGCAGGACAUCCGACACAAGGACAUCCAACUGGGGGCUACUGCCACCAAGUUCUCCAAAAUGAGCAAGAAGCACCAGGAGGAGUUACUCAACCAUGAAAAUGAGGUGAUGACACUGAAGAAGAGCGUUGAGAGGCUGGAGGUUACUUUGAGGGAUAAGCAGAGGCUCCUGGAGCACCAAACAACAGACAGGGACUUGCUAAAAAACAGACUGGAGAAGACAAUUGGGGAGCAAGCUUCUAUGAUCGCGGAGUCUGAGGCAGAGAGGCACACACAACAAAAGAAGAGCAAAGCUGAGCUGGAUCUGGUGCAGGCACAGAUUGAGCACCUUCGUAACCAGCUGCUGAUGAUGUUACCCACUGAACCCUCUGACUCCACUUCCCAUGAUGCCUUGUCAGACCAGCAGGUAUUAGAGCAGGUGGCAGAGCUGCUAGAAGAGAGAGAGAGCCUGAUGAGUAAAAUAGAGGAGCUGGAAAGACAACUGAAGGAGCUCAUGACUGAACAGGAGGGGGCAGCAGAGGACACAGAGAGACUGAAAAGUAGGCUGGAGAUCUGUCAGGAGGCAUGCUCGGCAAAUGCACUGGAGAAGGCCAUGACCUCACUACAGGAGGAGAGUGUGUCUCCAGCUCUGGCCUGGGUCAAGGCUUCAGUCCUCUCCAUAAUGGCUACCCAGCUCCCACUGCUUCAGAGUGCCACCCAGGCACUACUGGAAGCUGGGAUAGAUGCUUCACAUCCCACUGAAGGAGUCCUGAGUGGCAUCAGAACCCUGGUCAAUGAGCAUCAGGGAUACAAAGUGGAGCUUCAGCAUCUGAAGUCAGACCUGGAGGAGCUCCAGGAGAGAGAAGCAAAGUCCAGAGAGUUGCAGGAGCUACUGAGCAUUACCAGAGAGGAGCUGGUACAGCAGAGACAGCAGAUGACUGUGGCACAGCAUGAAGAAGAGGCCAGGAAUAAGGAGUUGGAGGAGCUAAAGGGGGAGUUGGAGGCACUCAGACAUGCCCAGACUAAACUGCAGCAGGAGGCACAGACCCAGGAGGCUGAGUGGUGCACCAGGCUGGAGGAGGCGGGCAAGAGGGAGAAGGAGUGGCAGGAUAAGGUGAAGGAGGUCUUGGAGGAGGAGAAGGAGCGCUACGGGGUCUGGGAGGCCGAGUACAGGGAGCAGGUGCGGCAGCACGCACACACCAUCGUGGCCCUGGAGCAGCGCUGGGUCCAGAGCAGACAGAGAGCCCAGGAGGUGGAGGAGGAGAGGGACGCACUGAUUGGACAGCUGAGAGCGUUGGAGGGGAAUCUGGAGAGUAGUAGGCCUGUGAUGAGUACCAGUCCCCUGGAGACACAGACUAAACAAGCCUCAGAGGUGGAGGCCCUGGAGGGUAAUAUCACUUCACUCAGGGCAGACUUGGCCCAGUCUCAGCUGGAAACAUGUAGCCAGGGUGACCUCAUCGUGGCUUUGAGUCGUGACCUGGCUGCAGCCAAUGCCAGGAUAACAGACAUGACAGGGGAGCUCAGUGAGCAGCAGAAACUACAGUUGGAGCAGCUUAAGGCUCUGGUUGUGGAUCAGAGGGUCCAACUGAGCACUCUCACUCAGAAGCUAAUGCUGAUGUCACAACUCGUGGAGCAGAAAGGGGAGGAGCUUGAGAAAGUGAGGGAUGAAUUGAGGCUUUGUCAGGUGGACCUGGAGAAGAGUCUCAGGGCAGAGAGAGAGAUGAAGGAACAGAGGACACACCCAGAGCAGACCCAGCCUGUCCACUACUCUGUUGUUCCCUGCAUACCACCACACACAAAGGCGAGUGGAAUAACAUAAAGGCCCAUAUUCACAAAGAGUCUCAGAGUAGGAGUGCUGAUUUAGGAUCAGUUUUGCCUUUUAGAUUAUAAUGAGUGAACCCAAAGGGGAACCUGAUCCUUGUACUCCCUCAUCUGAGACGCUUUAGGAAUACAGGACCAGUGGUGUACACCUCUGGUCCUCGAGGGCCGCCGUGUCUCCUGGCUUUUGGUGAACUGGUUGAUUUAGAUUUAGACCAGGGACACCAGGUGUUUGUAGCCUGGUCCCUGAUGUGUAUGUGCUGUCUCAUCGACUCAAACAGUGGUUAUCAUGCCAGACAACAACCAUAGGAGUUGACUAUGCUAUAAAGGACAAACAUAUCUGGGACCAGGCUAAGAAGAUUGCACUCUCCAGCCGCAUUGAUCAACUGAAGGCAAGAGAGGAAUCAAAUGAAGCACGAGGCACACAACAAUAUGGAAAAGAUUUGCAGCAUCAUAGGUUCACCACACAUACACUUGAAUACGUUACUGAAAAAAAGAGGUCUGAUAUUUAGCUGUCUGGUUCAGUAAACGCUGGAGGGUGCCUCUGUUUCCUCAGAGAAAAGCCCGUUUGAACAGGUUCUGCUGAUAAUGAUCUUGUGCUGUGGUGCCACGCCUCUAACUCAGUACAAUCAACACUCAGAGGAAGAGACCAUCUCCUGUUCCCCCUCCUAUCAGGACACUGGAGAAGCAGGAGAUACAUUAUAUGACAUUGUGCAUCACUAUGUUUAAUGGCAUGUGCCUCGCAUCCUGACAACACACUUGCAUGUAAAGCAGCACCUUGUCGUAAACCAUAGCAACAGUACAGUACAACAUGACACGACUCCUCUGUAUUCCCCAGGGCGCUCAUUUAUCUGCUGUUUGUCUC